Messenger RNA from Neurospora crassa OR74A, 3343 nucleotides. RefSeq names its product serine/threonine-protein kinase (gene camk-4). Gene Ontology annotation, molecular function: protein serine/threonine kinase activity; ATP binding. Bases 871 to 2763 code for a protein of 630 amino acids. The transcript has 5 exons. NCBI's taxonomy places the organism in Eukaryota, Fungi, Ascomycota, Sordariomycetes, Sordariales, Sordariaceae. Gene Ontology annotation, cellular component: nucleus. Gene Ontology annotation, biological process: protein phosphorylation; mitotic DNA damage checkpoint signaling. The record is from RefSeq and is a predicted model, not a curated record.
UCCAUGCCCCGUCGCCCUUUCCAUCCUGUUUUCCCCCACCUUACCAAGCACCACUGCACACAGUCAAUCUGCCUUCUGCGCGACCAGCAUCUGAUCAUUGAGAAGUGUCCUUUGUCGGCAUCGUCCGCCCUUUUCACUACACUGCAUUAUAACGAAACCCCGUCCAGGCCCCAGGAUCAUCCUUCUGUUCACGUGCGGACUUGACAACUGCGUCACUUCCUUUUGCAAAUUAUUCCUUGGUUCGGUCGUGCAGCCACUGUGACCUCAAUUCCAGCCAAUAGUAGCGCCCGCUUGCCCCGAGUCAAGCCUUCCUGUUGACUGCUGAGGUACCCUUCUGCCGCCCAUUCCUCCUCCCGGCCGUCGUCAUUGACUUCCGACAGACGGUUAAUAUCUUCUCGACACCAACGCGCGUGUCUGCGAUCGCCAUUUUCAACUCUUUCCAAUUCCCCGAAACCAUUUACAGGGCAGCCCAGCGACAGCAACGUCCUGUCCUCCACCUACAAGCCGCGCUCACCCUACCAUAGCACCUCCGUGCUCAUCUCUCCACAUCGCCCUUUGCAAAUCGGCACAUUGAUCCCGCCCAACACUGCCCGACCCCGCAAACGACCGCCUGCACGGAAAUCCGCAGGACACCACUCGAGACACUCAACAGUCCUUCACUGCGCAUUCUCGGCCACCUAUUGAUAUUGUGACGACGCAUAGUCCCAAUUGCGAACAACAGUCCACCUGAUUUCACUAGCUCUGCUCAACACCAGCUGAGCACCAAGGCGAGGAUCCAGGUGCAUCCUCCCACCGCUGUUCACCAGCCAACUCUCACAAACCUCAACCAAAUCGUCAUCUGAUCAAAAAGCCCGAAUAAUAUCCGACAAAAUGUCGACAAUACAACAGUUGAAGAACUUCAUCCGACACGGAAAGCAAGCCCGCACUGCAAACCCUGAAGAGCCGGCGCGGACAAAACAGGCCGACCACUCUGCCACACAGCAUCACCACCAGCCCACAAAGAUGGCGGCCCCUGUCUCAGAACCUAACCUGGGAGGCUCUCCGCCACGCAACCACCAAGCGCCCGUUCAAGAUGCCUACUCGAACACGCAAGUUGACGGCCAUAACCGUGUCGCGCAGGCUGGCCAUGCCGCUGCCCAUUAUGCCGAGGCCGACCAAAACCUAGCACACAAGACCAAGUCAAAGACCAAGGUUCCCGACGAGAAUAUUGUCAGGCUUGUUGCGGAAGAAAACGCAAGCAAGAGCAAAUUCCCCAGGUACCCCGGCCUCGAGCGAUGGGAGCUCGUCGAGAAGAUGGGCGACGGUGCCUUCAGCAAUGUUUACCGCGCACGGGAUUUGGAGGGUAACGCGGGCGAAGUAGCCAUCAAAGUUGUUCGCAAGUUCGAGAUGAAUAACAUGCAGAGCAACAAACAUCUCCAUCCGGACUUCAAGCCAAAGGCACCAAAGGCUGCAGAGCGAGCCAAUAUCUUGAAAGAGGUGCAAAUCAUGCGCCAGCUUGACCAUCCCAACAUCAUCAAGCUUGUCGACUUCGCCGAGUCUCGCCAAUACUACUACAUCAUUCUUGAACUGGCGCCUGGCGGCGAGCUGUUCCACCAGAUUGUGCGUCUGACGUACUUUAGUGAGGAUCUCUCCAGGCACGUUAUCACACAGGUAGCAAAGGCUCUGGAGUAUCUGCACGAGGAGAAGGGUGUAGUCCAUCGUGACAUCAAGCCUGAAAACAUCCUCUUCAGCCCCAUUCCAUUUAUCCCCUCGAAGCACCCGAAACCCAAGCAGCCAGGUGAUGAGGACAAAGUUGACGAGGGCGAGUUCAUCAAAGGCGUAGGUUCUGGUGGGAUUGGUCAGAUCAAGAUAGCCGAUUUCGGCUUGUCCAAGAUCGUCUGGGACAAACAAACCAUGACUCCCUGCGGCACUGUCGGGUAUACAGCACCCGAGAUCGUCAAGGAUGAGCGGUACUCCAAGGCAGUCGAUAUGUGGGCGCUGGGUUGCGUUCUCUACACUCUUCUUUGCGGCUUCCCACCUUUCUACGAUGAGAGCAUUGAGGUCUUGACGGAGAAGGUUGCCAAGGGCCAGUAUACCUUCCUUUCGCCAUGGUGGGACGAUAUCAGCAAAUCCGCCCAGGAUCUUAUCUCGCAUCUUCUGUGCGUCGAUCCCGAGAAGCGCUACACGAUCACAGAGUUCCUCGCGCAUCCUUGGAUUGCCGGCUCGGGUCCUACGCCAAGAGACGAGCGGAAGAACCCGGAUGGUGUGCUGCGGGCCUUCGAUGCAUCCAAGAUUGUGGAUGGAGACAGACGUUAUGACUUCCGUUCUCCAGGUGCUGUCAAUCUGCGCGAAGUGUUUGAUGUUGGCUAUGCCGUCCAUCGCCAAGAGGAAGAAGGCAAGAGACGUCAUAACCUUGGAGCCAAGGCGGGCGUGUCUCGUCUGGUAGGCCUCGACGAGAACUCUGACGAGGGAGAGGAUGUUGCUAUGCAUGAUGUCGUAAAUGGCAAGCAAUACCAUACAUCUCUUGAGCAAAGCAUGCGCAAUGCCCAAAUCAGGGAUCAACAACAGGAGCAACGCGGUAGGGACCGCGAGAGGAAGGCUCACCCACCCCCAGCGGCCGCUGAACAAAGGGGCUAUGGUCAACACUCGGCAGCUGUCACGGCUGCGGCCAGACAACAGGUUCGCGAACGCAACCGACAAAAGGGUGCAUUUGAGCUCAAUCUGGAUGGCGCCACUUUGCUCGGACGGCGAGGAGUUAAACCGUCUGCUGCUCGAGUUGCAUAGGGCGACAACCCAGAGGGGACAAAGUCUGACGAGAAGCAUGUCCAAAAGACAUGUGACGACGUUUUGCUUGCGAGUGAGGCGAGGUCUAAGCUGCAGUUAAACGAUACGUAGGAGCAAGGGAACGUCGAAAGGAUAUUCAAUUCUGUUGUGCAUUUUCAGGAGGAGGGUGUUGGCCGACGGAGAGCCAGCAAUAGCGUUGGGCAUUUCUCAACAUUUCCAUUCUUCUCAACCCCCCUUUUAGCAUUUUUCAACGUUUUGGAAGCGUACCAUCAUGUCGUUUUUCUUGUUGUUCAUGAGACUAACAGGUUUGGCCGUCGAUAUGGGGGAUUUUUGGUCAUCCCAUCUCAUAGCGCUACAUUACGGUGUUGGAGGCCAAUUGAUAGGUUUUGUUUAUCUUUAAGAUUACGAUGCUUCACUGAGCCCAUGCAUGUCUUACCACCAGCUUCGAACUGUGCGUUAGUGCCGAGAGAUGCAGCUGAUGCUAUUCACGGAAUCGUGGUGCCGUUGCAUAGAGAGCGCGCAAGGGAGAGGUUGCCAGGAAAAAGAAAAAAAAUGAGAUCACCAGAGUUUUCGAAGUGCG